Suillus subaureus is the source of this 627-nucleotide messenger RNA. RefSeq lists its product as uncharacterized. Lineage: Eukaryota; Fungi; Basidiomycota; Agaricomycetes; Boletales; Suillaceae. The transcript has 6 exons. The record is from RefSeq and is a predicted model, not a curated record. Bases 1 to 627 code for a protein of 208 amino acids.
AUGUGGAGGGAGGAGAGGGAUAGAGUGCAUGGGAAGGUGUUGAGAGAGCAGAGACAUGCCUGGGCAUCAAAGGAGGAGAUGGUAUUCAAUGUAGAGGUGAACACACCAGGGACACGCACAAAGGGAGUGGAGUGGGCAUUAUAUCCAAUAAAGACUGUCCACCAAGUGCAGGCAGUGAGGUGGAUAUUGGAGGCAAUCAAAAUAGAUGGAACUGUUGAAAUCAUGGGGGUCACAAUCACUGGGACUCAAGGCAUUACAAUCCCAGCUUGGCACCCUCAACAUCCAUCAAACACAACUGUCCUCCCCCUCUGCAUCUUCUUUGUCAUCAUCAUGACCGUCAUCACAGUCCCCGUCAAGAUUGGAGAGAUACCACUGCAUGUACACAUGGUUGGAACAUGCUGGGGUUGCUGGUCAGGUCCAGCUGUCAGGAAGCUCACAUUCUCCAAGCACUUUGAGAAAAUGUUCCACUGGAAUGUGGAGAUGGGAAUGACCACAUUGGGAACAGCAACCAUAAUUUGUGCAGACAUACCAGAUUAUCAUUGGUCCCCAAGAGGAUUGGAUUGUGACCCAAAUGGAGAGAGAGAGAGAUCUGCUCUUAGGGGCAUGAAUGAGAGACACUGGAAAUGA